Molecule: messenger RNA, 6714 nt
Organism: Podarcis muralis (Common wall lizard)
Lineage: Eukaryota; Metazoa; Chordata; Lepidosauria; Squamata; Lacertidae
Gene: MAN1A2
Product: mannosidase alpha class 1A member 2
Biological process (GO): mannose trimming involved in glycoprotein ERAD pathway; carbohydrate metabolic process
Cellular component (GO): Golgi membrane; endoplasmic reticulum; extracellular exosome
Molecular function (GO): mannosyl-oligosaccharide 1,2-alpha-mannosidase activity; calcium ion binding
Source: RefSeq, a predicted model, not a curated record
GGAUGAGCGCCGCCGCUCCGCCUCAGGCCGCCGGGGCGCGGGGGCCUCCCUGCGGAGAGGGAGACGCUGCCGGGACGGCUUCCCUGCGCGGAGCGGCGCGCCGGCCCUCCUGAGGGAGGAGGCGGAGGAGGAGGAGGAGGCCUGCUAGCUGCUCCGCCGACCGGAGAUUGAACCGCCGUCCCCCGCCGCCGCCUCGUCUCGUCUCGCUUCGCCCUCGCCGCCCUCGCCGCCGCCGCCUUCGCGAUGACGACCCCGGCGCUGCUUCCGCUCUCGGGCCGCCGCAUCCCGCCUCGCAACCUGGGCCCGUCGUCGUCGUCGUCCUUCCCGCACCACAGGGCCACCUUGAGGCUCUCGGAGAAGUUCAUCCUCCUGCUGAUCCUCAGUGCCUUCAUCACGCUCUGCUUCGGGGCCUUCUUCUUCCUGCCGGACUCCUCCAAGCACAAGCGCUUCGACCUGGGCCUGGAGGACGUCCUCAUCCCCCACGUGGACGCCGGCGAGGGGGGCAAGAACGCCGGAGGGGGGUACCUGGUCCACGGGCAGGGCCGAGACCAGCACAGGCACAGAGAAGAAGAGGAACGCUUGAGAAAUAAAAUUCGUGCAGAUCAUGAAAAAGCUUUGGAGGAAGCAAAAGAGAAACUGCAGAAGUCACGGGAUGAGAUCCAGGCUGAAAUUCAAACUGAGAAGAACAAAAUAGUAAAGGGUUUGAAGAACAAAAGCAGCAAGCCCUUGCCGCCGGUCCCGGUACCAAAUCUUGUAGGGAUAAACAGUGGAGAUCCAGUGGAUCCAGACAUCCGAGAAAAAAGGGACAAAAUUAAAGAGAUGAUGAAACAUGCCUGGGAUAAUUACCGGCAAUAUGGAUGGGGACAUAAUGAACUGAAACCCAUUGCUAGGAAAGGACAUUCCACCAACAUAUUUGGAAAUUCACAGCUGGGUGCCACUAUAGUAGAUGCAUUGGAUACCCUCUACAUUAUGGGCCUUCACGAUGAAUUCAAAGAAGGGCAGGAGUGGAUUGACAAUCACCUUGAUUUCAGUGUGAAUUCAGAGGUAUCUGUCUUUGAAGUCAACAUCCGCUUCAUUGGUGGCUUGCUUGCGGCCUAUUACCUUUCAGGUCAGGAGGUUUUUAAGUUAAAAGCGGUCCAACUUGCAGGAAAACUUAUUCCGGCCUUCAAUACACCCACAGGGAUUCCUUGGGCAAUGGUGAAUUUGAAAAGUGGUGUAGGUCGCAACUGGGGCUGGGCGUCUGCUGGCAGCAGUAUCCUAUCUGAGUUUGGCACCCUUCACAUGGAAUUUGUACACCUGAGCUACUUGACUGGCAACCCUGUCUACUAUGAUAAGGUCAUGCAUAUUCGUAAGCUACUUCAAAAAAUGGACCGCCCAAAUGGGCUUUAUCCAAACUACUUGAAUCCAAGGACUGGGCGCUGGGGGCAGCAUCACACUUCCAUGGGUGGAUUGGGAGACAGUUUCUACGAGUACUUGCUGAAAGCAUGGUUGAUGUCAGAUAAGAUGGACAUGGAGGCAAGGAAAAUGUAUGAUGAUGCUAUUGAGGCCAUAGAGAAGCAUCUUAUCAGAAAGUCCAAUGGAGGCCUAACUUUUAUUGGAGAGUGGAAAAAUGGGCACCUUGAGAGAAAAAUGGGCCACCUCACAUGUUUUGCUGGAGGAUUGUUUGCUCUUGGAGCAGAUGGUUCCCGAGAUGAUAAGGCUGGACACUACCUGCAGCUUGGAGCAGAAAUUGCACAUACGUGUCAUGAAUCUUAUGACAGGACAACAUUAAAACUGGGCCCUGAAGCUUUCAAAUUUGAUGGUGGUGUGGAGGCAGUAGCAGUACGGCAAAAUGAAAAAUACUACAUUUUACGACCAGAGGUGAUAGAGACGUAUUGGUAUAUGUGGCGAUUCACACAUGAUCCGAAAUACAGGCAGUGGGGCUGGGAGGCAGCACAGGCCAUUGACAAGUACUGCCGAGUGAGUGGUGGAUUUUCUGGGGUCAAGGAUGUCUACUCUUCAGCUCCUACAUAUGAUGAUGUGCAGCAAAGCUUCUUCCUUGCUGAAACACUAAAGUAUUUGUAUCUGCUCUUCUCCAAUGAUGAUCUCCUACCUUUGGAUCACUGGGUUUUUAACACAGAAGCUCACCCCUUGCCUGUUUUACAUCUAGCCAACACAACACUUUCAGGAAAUCAUGCAUAUCGAUAGAAACUAUUCCAGGACAAGGACAAAAUACUUCGUUUUAGCUGUGUUUUGUUUACAUGGACCACUUCAGACUUAAGGCUUGAGAGAAGACUGGCAUUGUUUAAUUAAUGAAUAACUUUGAAUGAAGAGAGGAUCAAAACUGCACUCUUAAGCAUGUACAUAAAUUUAAAAAUUCCAUUUUAUACAUGACCAAAACUAUCGAGUGCAGUGUGUGUCAGCGAAAAGACCUUGUAUAUUUGCAACUGAGAAGGUGGAGCAUGGUGUUUUUAACAAUUCAAAGCCUAUCGGAACAUGUUUCCUGCCCUGUGACAGGAGUGAAGUGGAAUGGCUACUACUGACCUUCGUAGUGAGCGAUCUCCUGCCCAGAUGAUGUGGAUUCCUGAUAUUAUGUCAUUUGGUUUUUCUUUCGAUGAUGGCAUGACUGAAACAAUGACAGGCAACAAAAGUGCACUAAUAGCACCUAGAGCUGAAAUUCCUCUACUCCUGUUUAGAAUUUUCUACUUUUCAUCAGUCUGUCCAGACUGGCAGCCAUUCCCAGUGCCUCUCAGACCCUUGCCUAUUUUUAUUAUUGUUAUUAAUAAUAUUGAUCAACCAUUUGUUCUUGUAGUAUUGUUCAUCAGUAAAUGAGAUAUGAAACGGAUCAGCAACUUCUCUCGGCUUUCCUUUUAGGAUUUGGAAAGCUCCAUUCACUGCAGCGUCGCUUCUUACACUAUGACAAAACCACCCAAUGCAUCUGCCACUUGGUCAAGAUUCCCUUCACUUAAGUUGCAAUAACUCAACAUUUGUCUAUGAAGCCAGGAGUUUCAUUAAACUCACUUUUUUUAUUUGUAUAUUAUUCAGAAAUGGAAGAACUGUUCUGUAAGAGAUGUUUUACACGUCCUCUGAGUAAGACUUUUACCUGGGUAUAAUGGUGCUUGGUUUUUGGAUCUUUUGGUACGGCGGGAGUGUGAGGAUGAGUUUGUCAGCCUUCACUUACACAAUAGAAAUCCUACCACUUGAUUUCUAAGUAACUGGAAACAAACACUUACUGGUGGGUACAUGAUAGUGGACAGCAGAUCAACAGAAAUGUUUGUGUGAGUUUUACUUUGCAAUGCUUCCUUGUCAUUACUAAAUGCAAUUGAUAACAAUUUGGGUUAGAAAUGGCUCCUUUCCUGUCAGGUCCCCCACCCCAGUUCAGUUAAAAGAGAAUCAUUAAGUAUUUGGGGGGGGGGACGGGGGUUAGUUGGAUAUUUAAAUAUUUUGUAUGAAUAUUUUUCAUGUACAUUGGAAUCUGAUUUCCUGGUGAAUGCAGAUUACAAGCAUUUAUUUUUGUUGGUAUGCAUCCCUUUUAAAGAGUGCUGAAUUCCAAAAACGUUGACCAAGUUAUCCCAUUGGGACCUUACUGUGCCUCAAGGACAGCCGAUCUGUAACUCAGCACACCAUUUUAACUAGGUAACUGGUAACAAACCUAAGAUCCACUUGUGGUGGAAGAUAAGUUAAAUAUUUAGCAUAUUGCGAUCCCUAGGAUGGAGAUCCCUCUGCCCACUUUGCACAGGUACAGUUCAGCUGGGCCUCUGGUCAGGAUCAUGCCGCAUUAUAAUGUGAAACCCAAUAUAUGUGCUUGUCUCUAGCCCACAUAAUUGCAGAGAUAAAUCUAAAACUUCAUGGUAUAUUUACAGUAGAGAAAGGUGGAAUUCUAGACCUCGGGAGGUUGAGUUAUUCCUUGCUUAGCACAACUACUGGACAGCCCCAUGGUCUCCACUCCCAUGUUGCCACCCCCACAAAUCUGUUUUUUACAUUUCUGCAUCCUAAUGUUUUCUUUAUGCUCACUUUUUCUUUCCCAGGCCCCCAAUAAACUCAAAAUUCUAAAUUCUGCAUGAAAAAGACAACAUAUGCAAAUCAAAAUCAUGUGCUGUUUUUGAACUGUAGCCUGGCAAUAGAAUUUGGAAUAUUUUGAUGCAAAGCUCUGUAGAAGUUGUGUCUAGCAUAACGUUGGAAAUUGCUCUCCAUAUGCUGCUUAUACUGUUUUUAUUGAGCCUAAGUCUUGGAACAUUGACAAUGUUCUCAUCGAAAUCAGUGGCAAAACUCUGUAUGAUGCAUGGAUAUCCAAAGUGAUUGUUUUGUUGAAAAGUAAAAAUUGAGGGGGCUAGAAUGGUUUUCAGCCUAAGUAGAGUGGAAUUGGGCUUUGUAUUAGGCUGAAUAGUUUUCAGCCACUUUCUGUACAUGGAAACGGUGCAUACUUGUGCUGGUACUACAUUACUGCUACAUUUGUCUUCCCUAAAACAUUGAUGUGCAGCAGAUAGUAAUCUUCAUUUUAGAGCAGAACUGCACAAACAAUACAGUGUCAUUGUUGGGAAGACUUGGGUGGAUAAGCUGGUUUUCUUUGUUGAAUAGCACCAGUGUACUGGCAGUCGUAUCAUCCCUCCAUGCUUAUUUUAAAAGUUUUUCAGACCACUCUGCAUGCAGUUUCUUCCAGUUUUGAUUUUGCUUCUCUACCCCACCCCCUUACUGGUUUCCAGUGUGCAUGAGUAUAUUGAUUAAAAUGGGCCUGAGCAUCUGGAUCUACUGGAUAGAUCUCUGAGAUAUUUGUAAUAGAUCUGCAACAGUUUCUGGCCUCCGUUUUUUUUAAAAAAACAAAAGCAGCAACAAGUAGAUUUCUCAUUUCACUUUUCUAAAUUAGGCUGUUGAAGCUAGGAAAGCUUGGGGAAAAUUAAGAGUAGAUUUUUUAAUGUGAAAGGCCUGUGGAAUCUGUUCUGCUGCUGCAAACAAAUUCCUGACCCAUGCAUGUACUCAGAGGCUUCCUGUUUUAAGUGUAUAUAUCCCCCCCCCCAAACACACACACACAUUUUGCAUGGGACUUCAGAGAAGAAGACACAAACUGAACAUUGUGACAAGUUAAACCAGCUGACGUGGAAUAUAGGGCAGAGCCAACCUGUUAAAUAGUGGACAUUAGCAACCCACAGAGCUCCUUAGAUCUGCUGCCCCUGUCUGCUUGCUGUCUCCAAGCAAGUGAGCAGUGACAGGAAAAAGGAGCAGGCGAGCAGCCUCAACCUGCCUCUCCCUCUGGGCAAGUGCUGUAGGAUGGGCCUAGAGCAGGCAUCCCCAACCUGCGGUCCUCCAGAUGUUUUGGCCUACAACUCCCAUGAUCCCUAGCUAGCAGGACCAGUGGUCAGGGGUGAUGGGGAUUGUAGUCCAAAACAUCUGGAGGGCCGAAGGUUGGGGAUGCCUGGCCUAGAGGGACAGGUCAAGCUAGUCACCAGUAGUGGUACGGAAGAGAGUAGGCUACUCGGAGUGGUGGGAGGACCUAUUACAGGCCUCUUACCCAAACCCUGCCCCUAAGCAUCAAGCUGUCUCCGCUGAGCCCUAAUAAUGUGGGUUAUGUUCUAACUACAUAUUGGGGGGACAGGAAGAGGAAAAAUGCUUGCCCUCUGAAAAAAAUGGAAUUCCCCCCCCUCCCAAGAUAGAGGGUUGGGUCCGAGGAUCACCCAUGGAGAGCUCUUUUCAUGACACAGGUUAAUCCAAUGCUACAAUAAACGUAAUCACCAAAAAUAGAAAUUGGAAGUUCAGCAUAAAUAAGUACUCCAAUAAUUCAUAGUCACUCAAGUUAAUUGUGACUUGUGCGGCUAUUCGCUGAAAACCAAAAGCUGAAUGAAAUUACUAUAAUUGCUUCCCAAGCAUCAUUGAAACUAAUUACCUAAUUAGUCUUUAAUGACUUAAGGCAAGUACUUCUGUUCCAUUUUAAAAGAGCGGUUUAAAAUUAGAUUUUCCACUUGUUAUAAUCGCUAGUAAUUUGAGCUUUACUUCUGCACACUGCUUUUGCAUCAGGAGGACUGAAGGGGGGGGGAGCAUUGUGUCUCUCUAAAAGUUCUUUUAUAUUCUUCAGAACAUACAACACCCUACCCUAAAAAUAAAAUACUUCUCCCAAUUCUAGAGGGAGAGGUCAGGGACAGAAUUAUAUAGAGCCAGAAAUAGAAAGUCUGAAUUCAUGCCUGCUUAUUUGCUUUCCUUUCUAUCACUGUGCCUUGAGUUGUAAAAGUGCUGCUUGCAUUGUUGCUUUGGUAAGUCUGAUACAUGGGGUGAACUCGCUGCCAUGAAAUAUGUCAAAUUUCAAAUCCUAAGCCACUUCAGAAAAUUUCGCUAAUCAGAUGCAAUGCCAUUUUCCUCUUGUUUGGCCAUGCAACAAAUUGAAUAUAUUUGCUUCAUUAUUGAGUUUAUCACAGUAUUUGGUUUUGGGAGUUCUAAUGCCAUCCCUGGUCUCCCUUCUCAAGCUUUAUGCGGUACAGAGACAACAACUCUAUUAUAGUUUGUGUACUUUCUUGACAGCCAUGAAAUGUGGCUCUUCAAGUCUGGCUUCAGUGGACUCUAGAUUUCCUUUUUCAGGAAUUAAGAUAAUCCGAGGGUUGAAUUCAUACGCUGCUACAUGUGAAGUGUCACUUGUUAAUGUUAAAAAUGUGAAAGACAUCACAGAUUGACAGGCCAUAAUGAAAGGCUCAUAAUCACAGCAAUUGUUUAAACUACGUGUUGAACCCAUUAAAAUCUAGCUGCAACAAU